This is a messenger RNA of Centropristis striata (black sea bass), 951 nucleotides long. It is a transcript of the gene cfap20, whose product is annotated as cilia and flagella associated protein 20. The transcript is spliced from 6 exons. Gene Ontology annotation, cellular component: motile cilium; ciliary basal body. The record is from RefSeq and is a predicted model, not a curated record. NCBI's taxonomy places the organism in Eukaryota, Metazoa, Chordata, Actinopteri, Perciformes, Serranidae. Bases 266 to 850 code for a protein of 194 amino acids. Gene Ontology annotation, biological process: positive regulation of cell motility; regulation of cilium beat frequency involved in ciliary motility; cilium assembly.
AUAAUAAAGAACUGGACAUUACUGUUUUUUUUUUGUGUCCCAAUGAGAGACGUGGGAGGACAUUAUAAUAAACAACGAGUCUGAUUUAACCAAAACGUUUGAAUUUAAGGACUGCGGAACGGGCUCCACUGCUCCACACGGAAGCGGUAGCGUUGGAGACGGAAAUCAAAUCUGUAAACAAACGUAACGUUUGCUAGCUAACAGGUUUAGUUAGUAACUUAGACGUAAACACGUGCAGAACGACUGAGGACCAAGCCCAAAGAAGAUGUUUAAAAACACGUUUCAAAGCGGAUUCUUGUCUAUUUUAUACAGUAUCGGCAGCAAACCGCUCCAGAUAUGGGAUAAAAAGGUUCGGAAUGGUCACAUCAAGAGAAUCACAGACAAUGACAUCCACUCAAUGGUGUUGGAGGUUGAGGGGACAAAUGUCAGUACAACAUAUAUAACGUGUCCCGCAGACCCAAAGAAGACCCUGGGCAUCAAGCUUCCUUUUCUCGUUAUGAUCAUCAAAAAUCUCAAGAAGUAUUUCACCUUUGAAGUUCAGGUGCUAGAUGAUAAAAAUGUUCGCCGGCGGUUUCGGGCAAGUAACUAUCAAAGCACGACACGAGUGAAGCCGUUCAUAUGCACCAUGCCCAUGAGGCUGGAUGACGGCUGGAACCAGAUUCAGUUCAACCUGUCGGACUUCACCAGGAGGGCCUACGGGACCAAUUAUAUUGAGACGCUGCGUGUCCAGAUCCAUGCAAACUGUCGAAUAAGGAGAGUGUAUUUCUCAGACAGACUGUACUCAGAGGACGAGCUCCCAGCAGAGUUUAAACUCUACCUUCCUGUCCAGAACCAGAAAGCAAAGCAGUAGAGAUUCUCACCCUGCACUGUUCUCCAGACCUGAUGUGGAGUUUGUCUGUAAGAUGUUCUGUGUGUAGACAUACGAUAAACAUUAAAACUUUGUAAUAUUGA